UUUACGGCGCGAAGCGAGUGCGGAAUGCGCGUCCUGUGCGGGAAAAGUUGCGGGAGUAACCUGCAGUUUUGAGACUUUUGGAGAGGGCCGGGCCGCUGGACACCAUGCACACGGAUGUGGUGCUGCUCAACCUGCUGGUCUGGAUGGUCGGUGUGUCCGGGCAGACGCGUGCCAAAGGACAAAUGCUGCAGCCAUACCGACUCGUCAGGUCGAAAAGAGAAAUACCUCUAACAGAAGCUUCCAGUCGCAAGAUUGGCAGCCCCAUGAUUAAAAGAAGUCCAGAUAUAACUAAAGCCUGGAAUACAAAGUCAGAGCAGCUGCUGAGGAUAGACGACCACGACUUUACAAUGCGACCAGGAUUUGGAGGGCCUGCAGUCCCUGUCGGAGUGGAUGUUCAGGUUGAAAGUUUGGAUGCUAUUUCAGAGGUCGAUAUGGACUUUACUAUGACCCUGUAUCUGAGGCACUAUUGGAAAGAUGAACGUCUGUCCUUCAAAAGCAACAACAACCUAAGCAUGACCUUCGAUGGCCGCCUGGUGAAGAAAAUCUGGGUACCUGACAUGUUUUUUGUCCACUCUAAGAGGUCCUUCACCCAUGACACCACCACUGAAAACGUCAUGCUGCGAGUUUACCCAGAUGGCAAAGUCCUCUACAGCCUCCGGGUGACAGUCACAGCCAUGUGCAGCAUGGACCUGAGUCGCUUCCCUCUCGAUACACAGACUUGCUCUUUGGAGAUAGAGAGCUAUGCUUAUACAGAUGAUGACCUGAUGCUGUACUGGAAGGAAGGGAACAGGUCGUUAAACACAGAUGAAAGAAUUUCUCUCUCACAGUUCCUCAUCCAGGAAUUCCACACCACCACCAAGCUGGCCUUCUACAGCAGCACAGGCUGGUACAACCGUCUGUACAUCAACUUCACUCUGCGGCGGCACGUCUUCUUUUUCCUGCUGCAGACCUACUUCCCAGCCACUCUGAUGGUCAUGCUGUCCUGGGUGUCGUUCUGGAUUGACCGCAGGGCCGUCCCUGCUAGAGUGCCACUAGGUAUAACUACGGUGCUCACCAUGUCCACCAUCAUCACGGGAGUCAAUGCCUCCAUGCCCAGGGUCUCCUACAUCAAAGCUGUGGACAUUUACCUGUGGGUCAGUUUUGUCUUUGUGUUCCUGUCCGUGUUAGAGUACGCUGCAGUCAACUACCUGUCUACUCUACAAGAACGCAAGGAAAGGGCACUCCGGGAGAGGCUGCCGUGUACCUGUGGUAUGGCCCAUCCUGGCAUGAUGUCAGCCAGCUACAGUGAGGUGGAUGCCAACACAACAGGGAACUACGGCAUGCCAGAAGAGAAUGGGGUAAAGCAGGAGAGGAUGCUGGUGCAGCUGGCGAUGGAGACCGACCAGGUCACUGGCCAUGUUGGCUCUGGCGCCUACAACAACGUCUGGAUCGACACGCAUGCCAUAGACAAAUACUCCCGGGUCAUCUUUCCUGGAUCUUACAUCCUCUUCAACAUCAUCUACUGGUCUAUCUACUCCUAACACAGAUGGGACUCAAACCAGAGGUGUGAACACUUCUGGCAGAAAUGUGAAAUAUCUGCCUCCCUGCUUGUCAAAGUGAGUAACUGAUGCACUUGAGUGGAGACUUGGGCACUCAGCUUGCAGAUUCAGGCUUUUGUGUCUUCAAAUUUGAAAGAUGGAAGAUGGAACAGUCCAAUCCAAAGAAAGACCAGUGUACAGUAGAGGUCUUCAGGCAGACCUGAACCCCCAUGCACAUUCAACCUUCCCUCUGUCCUCAGGUCUCUGCAAACUUUUGACAGGACAGAACCUCAGGGACCUGGAACAGUCUUACAGGACCACAUACAGCUGAAACUUUAGUCUGCCAAAUAAAGCACAAUAUUAUCCAAUGUGGCUUCAUCUUGAUACAUAUUGUUUACCAUGAUGUGUACUUUUGGGGCGUCAAAUGUUUUGUCACAGUGCCACUUUGUCUGAAAAGUUUGAAUUUAAGAGGUUGUUACCAGUUAUUGGUUAGAGGUUUCUCAACUGGUUCAGAGCUCAAUAAAUUCUUCAAUCAAGGGCUUGAGACAAAUAGAAGGCAAUGCGUCAGUAAAUUCUGAGGGGGAACUUUUUUGGUAUUGGUUUAUGUGCAGUUUUCUUAUAUAUGAAAGGACAGGUUCACUUUCGCAGGGCCCUGUUAUAAUCAACAAGCGCACUGGCAAGCGCAAAGCAGUAGGUCUAGUGUGCAAGGACUGUGUGAGCAUUUCCAAGACACAUGACGACAGCAGCUCAACAAAUGGAGAGAUGCUUUUUCAGGAAAUCAUAUUGUUGCCUGUAUGGCAGAGAUGUUCUGAUACCAUUAUUUUCUUCUGAAUACUGAUUACUAUACCUGAACCUAUACCUGAACUUGUGUAUGGGACGAUACCAAAUACCAUUUCCAUAACGGUGAGUUAAAAAAGAAUAAAAAAUAAAAAUAAGUGCUGUAUACCGCUAACCCUGUAUGGGUGUAAAUAAUUGCUAUUAUUGUUGAAUGGCAUGGCCUUUGUAAAACAUGAACAAAUACAAACAUAGAAUGAAUGCCAUAGACCUUUCUUUUAUUAUUGAAUUUGACAUUUUGCUUCUGGCUAACAAACUAUUUACUGUAAAUCAAUUUGUCGUCGCUCAAAAACAGUACUUGCCAUUAGCAGCACAGCGCAACUCGUGUAGGCUACUGUUUCAAAGCGGUGAAGAACAACUGAUUUUUGGAAAAACUGUCACUUUAUUUCACUUACAUUUUAAUAAAUCACGUGGUAUUGGAUCGGUGCAUUGCAAUCCUAACAUUUUAAGCAGUGUUAGAGGCAUGUCCGAUGCCGGUAUCAAUGUGGGAACAAUUUUACUGGAUGGUGCAAUGCAUCAAGAUGUGAAACAGCUCCAACGUGUGCUUUCCCAUCAUUAAAUGAUGGGAAAGCACACGUUGGUGGGAAAGCACACGUUGGACAUCUUGAUGCAUCUUGAUGCAUUAGUACAACAGCCAAACAAGAAAAUUGUAUCUGAGCAAUGAAUCUGAAUUGAGCACUAAAGCUUGUUAUGUGACUGUAGUCAGUGACUUAACUGUCAGUCCAACUGAGUUCAUGUUUGCGGACCAAAACUAAGAGGCAACAAUGUGUCAUUGAUAUUCUUUGGUCUGGACCAACUGAACAGAACUACAGUGUAUUGCAGGCUUUUGAACUAGAGAGGACCUCUAGUGUGCAGGGACAGGACUAAAGAAAGCUGCAGUCUCAGAAAGUCACUUCAUUCAUUCUAAGGAGAUUUAUUUAUAAAUAUUUGUAAUGUGUGCAGAACACUAAAUUAUUAAACAGUUAAGCUGAAUUGAUACCUAUGGUGAAACUUGAAAGCAUAAAAUCUUUCAUUUCAAAAACAUGCAGUUUUACAAGGACAAACUGCAGCCCAGUCGCCAGAAGAUAAUGGUGCCAUUGUACAAUUCUGCAAACCACGAAUAUGUCAUUCUUUUUCUAGCAGCUUUUUGGCUACCAAAUAUCUUCUUUUUAAGUAACUUGUUGUUGUUUUUCCAGAGUUGUUUAAGCCAUCAAACGUGGGUGUCUUUAGCAACUUGUUCUUGUUUUUCCAGAGGCUUUUAAGCCACCCAUUAUGGAUGUUUUCAGCAACCUGUCACUGUUUUUCCAGAGGCUUUUUGGCCACCAAGCGUGUAUGUUUUUAGCAACUUGUUCUUGUUUUCCCAGAGGCUUUUAAGCCACCAAGCAUGGCUGGUUUUAGCAACCUGUCACUGUUUUUCCAGAGGCUUCUUUAGCCACCAAACAUGGGUGUUUUUUUAGCAAUGUGUCAUUGUUUUUCCAGCAGCUUUUUAGUCACCAAACAUGGAUGUUUUUUAGCAACCUGUAAUUGUUUUUCCAGCGGCUUUUUAGUCACCAAACCAAAACUGGCUGUAAUUUAGUGAAUUAUGACUGUGUUUUCACACUGUGUUUUCGGAUUUUUAGGCUUAGAUUUUCUGUUGUGACCACUGUUUUUCCAGCGGGGAUAGUGGCGCAAAAAGCCGUUUGUAUUUAAAGAGACAUUGCUGGGGAUUGUGCCCCCAAAAGAGAGUAUUUUAAGCCAAAACAUGAUCUUUUCCUAUCCAUAACCAAGUGGCUUUUGUGCCUAAACCUACCACGUUAACCACAGCGCUGUUAAAACGUAUCUUCUACGUAAUAAUGUGCAAUGUCACAUUUCCGUGGUUUGCAGACAAUGGGAAUAUUUUUUCUGGCGAUUGGGCUGUAAUCUGUUAUGAAAAAACAUGCUCUGUAGAUGAUUUAUAACUCAAGGUGUAGUGUGUUGCACGGCUCUUCAUUUGACACAAGGUAUCAGAUGGACAAACCUGUAGCAUCUGUUUUUAUCAAAAGUUCUUUUAUGUGGCUCAGAUAUUGUGUUGGUUAUAGUGAAAAGUUUGGUAAUUAUUAAUUAACAGAAUCAAGGUGAGUUUGUGUUUAAACAGCAGCAGUUUGUGCUGUAAAUCCUGUUUUUUGUUUAUUUUUUUUUAAGUUAAAUCUUCAGGGUGUCGUGGUUUAACGUCAUUGUUUGCUCAGUUGACCUUUUUUCUAGAUAUGCUCUGAGUUACACUCGGUAGCAGUCAUGGACAUCAGUGUCAUUCUCAUAUGGAACUGGAGCUUUUUCUACUUUCACAUCUCCAUCUCCUCUAACUCCUCUCAUCAACAUAGUGGCAUAUUAAAUCAUGUAUUGACUCUGUGCUAAGUCAGUG
This is a messenger RNA of Epinephelus moara (kelp grouper), 4707 nucleotides long. Its product is annotated as gamma-aminobutyric acid receptor subunit rho-1-like. The record is from RefSeq and is a predicted model, not a curated record. Bases 105 to 1520 code for a protein of 471 amino acids. Gene Ontology annotation, biological process: chemical synaptic transmission; signal transduction; nervous system process. The transcript has 10 exons. Gene Ontology annotation, cellular component: neuron projection; GABA-A receptor complex; synapse. Lineage: Eukaryota; Metazoa; Chordata; Actinopteri; Perciformes; Serranidae. Gene Ontology annotation, molecular function: neurotransmitter receptor activity; extracellular ligand-gated monoatomic ion channel activity; GABA-A receptor activity.